Messenger RNA from Xiphophorus maculatus (southern platyfish), 1723 nucleotides. RefSeq names its product C-X-C chemokine receptor type 4-like. The transcript has 4 exons. Bases 254 to 1378 code for a protein of 374 amino acids. Gene Ontology annotation, cellular component: membrane. Gene Ontology annotation, molecular function: G protein-coupled receptor activity. Lineage: Eukaryota; Metazoa; Chordata; Actinopteri; Cyprinodontiformes; Poeciliidae. Gene Ontology annotation, biological process: neurogenesis; immune response; G protein-coupled receptor signaling pathway. The record is from RefSeq and is a predicted model, not a curated record.
ACACACACACAUUUUGUCUGCUUCUCAGCAGUGGUCUUUCCUAUUGCCAAUUGACCCUGAUGAUUACAAGCCAGAGGUCUCAGGGGCUAAAACAAUUCAGACACGCACAUGGUAUCCUGUGAUAGAUCCAGUAUUAACACCUGACACCUCGAAAACAGGAAAAAAGCCAGCAGACAGAUGCUUUGGGGUGUUUGGAGGUGGAGCAUGAGCACGGCUAUAAAAACCCUGAGAAGGAAGUCUUGGCUUCACUCUGAUGAGAAGGGAGACCGCCUCCAUCAUGUCUUACUAUGAGCAUGUCUACCUUGACUUCAACGACACAGGCUCUGGUUCUGGCUUCUGGGACGACGGAGAGAACCUGGAAGAGUCUUGCAAUGUGGAGCACGGGAUGACCGCCGAGCUUCACCGGGUCUUCUUGCCCGUGGUCUACGCCAUAAUCUUCGUCUUGGGCAUAACCGGAAACGGUCUGGUGGUCGUGGUGUUGGGCUGUCAGCGCAGGUCAAAGUGCAGCCUGACAGACUGGUAUCGCCUCCAUCUCUCUGCUGCCGACCUCCUCUUUGUUCUGGCUCUUCCCUUCUGGGCAGUGGAUGCAGCUUUGGAUGACUGGCGCUUUGGAGGGGCCGCUUGCAUCGGCGUGCACGUGAUCUACACCGUCAACCUGUACGGCAGCGUGCUCAUCCUGGCGUUCAUCAGUCUGGACCGCUACCUGGCAGUGGUCCGAGCGACCGGCACAAACACCGGUGGGCUGAGGCAGCUGCUGGCACACAAGGCGGUGUAUGUAGGUGCUUGGUUGCCUGCUACCCUGCUGGCUGUCCCGGAUAUGGUAUUUGCCCGGACUCAGGAAGGCGGAGAGGGCGCCACCGUGUGCCAGCGCUUCUACCCCGAAGAAAACGCUCCCGUCUGGGUGGCCGUCUUUCACCUUCAGCUGGUCCUGGUGGGCCUGGUGAUCCCUGGUCUGGUCCUUCUUGUGUGCUACUGCGUCAUCGUCUCCAGGCUGACCCGGCCAGGCCCGUUGGGGGGCCAGAGGCAGAAGCGGCGGGCGGUCAGGACCACGAUCGCCUUGGUUCUGUGCUUCUUCAUCUGCUGGCUCCCUUACGGAGCGGGAAUCUCCGUGGACGCGCUGCUGCGUCUGGAGGUCCUGCCCCGGUGCUGCAGGCUGGAGGCGGCUUUGGGCGUGUGGUUGUCUGUGGCGGAGCCCAUGGCGUUCGCGCACUGCUGCCUAAACCCGCUGCUUUACGCGUUUCUGGGGGCCGGGUUCAAGAGCUCGGCCCGCAGGGCCCUGACUCUGAGUCGGGCCUCCAGUUUGAAGAUUUUACCCCGGAGACGCAACGGGACUUCAAUGACACCCGAGACGGAAUCCUCCAGUUUACAUUCCAGCUAAGGUCUUUCCGAGCUGCGCUGUGUUCUGUACAUAUUAUGUGAUAUAUGUAAGAAAGUUUAAAGAAAUUAUGAGAAUAAUGAGGUGGAGUCUGCUGGUCCAUGACUUCUCCUUCUCUGUAGAGUUUCACUUGUAAAUAUUAUUCAUAUACCUGUGUUUAGUGGCGCAAAAAAAAAAAAAUGGACAUGCACCAUAUCCCUUAUGUAAAAUGAUUUCUAGUCAGUGUAAAAUGAUUUCAGCUGUUGGUGCAUGAUGUGAUCUAUUGCACUUUCUACACUUCAGAAAGUGCAAAGUUGCGCCCCUGUCUGUGUACAUACUGUAGCUUUGUACAUGUUUCUAAUAAAAUAU